AUGUACCUCAGCCAAGCUCCUUGCGCACGAAUGGACCCGCCGGACCGAACCGUGGAUAGCGGGGGUGGCGCCGUCUUCCAAGGCGACAUUACGGCAGGCAGGGACAUCACCAUCAACCAGAUCACCGAAAUACGGCAGGUCGCUGAACAUUUGAGCAGUCGUUGCAACGAAACAAACAACUCCCAUAAACUUCUCAGUAGCCUAGAGGCUUUGAGUGUAUUUGCGAAAUACACUGAAGACUAUGCAAAUACGCUCGACACCAGCGUGUUUUCCAGCGACCUACACUUUGGAAGAGUUUCAGAAGAAUGCGCUUCAAUACUACGAGAGCUCAAACUACUGGUAGAGACGCUAGAGCAAGGUGAACUUGGAGGAUACGAGCUUUCUCCAUCUUUUGGCGAAAAUGUUCUGGAUUUGCGGUCGAGGCUCACAAGUCUGCAAUCACAUCUUAACGUCGUCAGCAACCGCAAGACACAAAAGGACUACGAGACCAUCAAGGAGACGCUCACUCAGCUGGUGAAUAGCCUUCAAAAUACAGACAAGGCUUUUUCCAUUUACAGCUUUGUCACGGCACCAUUCAUUCGCAGCUUCCCUGCAGCUCCAUCCAUUCGUAGCUUUGUCACAGCUUCAUCCAUUGGUAGCUUCGUCACGGCUCCAUCUAUUCGCAGCUUUACUACGGCUCCAGAAAUUACCGAUGGCGAACAACAGGUCUGGUUAGAAAUAGAGAGAUCUCUACGAGCAGCAGGCUUUACUACAGAGUUCGUCGGAAACAACCGUCACCUCAUUGUAGCUGCAUUGGAGGAUACCUUCCUGGAGAAUACUGAUCCUUGGAUUGUCGAAGGAGCCAAAUCCAAAGUAUCGCCAUCCGGAUUUACAGCUCCAACAUUGCGUCUGUCUGAAGCUUACAAUAUCGCCGUCACUGAGACUGAAGGGGACGAGGAAACCAACGAUGGCGCAUCGCUGCGUUCAGUGUUAAACAGACUACUUAUCAGUAAGACUGCUCGAGACGAAGAACACAACGAUGUCGCAUCAGUCCGUUCAUUCCUCAGCAGCGAGGAACCCUUCACUAAGACCGAGAGAGAGGAGGAAUCCAACGAUGGCGCAUCUUUCCGUUCAGUGUACAACGAUACACUUUCUCAAGCAGACAAAUCGGGGACCAAAUGGUCGAGAUCAGUGGAGGGUGGAACAGGAGAAUGUCUACUCACCCUCGAGACGAUGAUUGCUUUCAAAUCGAUUCUAGAAGCAAUGUAUGCAAACCCUCGGAAAUUGGCACCUCUUGCUGUCAGAUAUCGUGCUUCGGAUCUUGAGGUUACUCUCAGAGUGAUGGUUCGACAGCACUGCAAACAGCACGAACGAGCUUCGUGCGAUUAUGACGAACAUUUCAAGUGGCGCUCAACAGGGCUGGAUAUAUAUGUAGGUCACGGAGACGGCUCGGACGAUUCGGAUGACCCAGAAAUACGGCGAGGUCGUCCCCCCAAGGAGGCUAAGAUCCUUGCUCAUGAGCUUCAAACCCCAGAAUAUCAGCUUUGUCAAACGAUAUGCCUGACAACGCUCUACUCAGGCCAACAGCACGAGACAUCUCUCUUGCGCACGUACAAUCAUCACUACAACCCUGACACGCUUCCGCCAUGGGUUCCCAUUUACAACAAAGAUCCUCCUGACUUGCGCACAUGGCAGACCGGUCGAGCAACUACUGCCGCACCCCUAUUUUUCAAGCCGCUGGAAGUAAUGGGCCCUAAUGGUAGCCUAACCCUCAAAGAUGGCGGCAUACUUGAGAACAACCCCAGCUUUUGUGCUUAUUCUGAAGCCGCCUCGCUUUGGGGCGACGACAGUGAGCCCGCCGUUCUGUUAUCCAUUGGUGCUGGUCAAACCAGUUCAACCUCCGACGACACGUCUCUCGCGGCGAUUAUUCCGUUCGGUCUAUCUACCCUGAGAAGAUACGCGAAAAGAACAGCCGUGCUCAAAAACACUCUCAUCAAAUACACGGAAGGCCAAAACCGGCACAAAGUGAUGCGAACUAUCGCUAAGGGUGAACGUGGUUGGUACAAACGCCUCGAAGUCACCCAGGGCCUAGAAAAGAUGAGAACUGAUGAAUGGGAACCCGCGAAACUUAUCGGGAAAGCCCCAAAUGGAACCCUCUACCACACCCUGUGCCCGACGCUGGAUACGAUAGGCACUGCUACCAAGGUAUAUCUGCUACGCCAAGAGCCUGAUAAGAGUGUUAACGAAUAUGCCGCCCCGCGUGAGAUGCUGAAGCAGACCGCGGAAAAGUUGGUCCGCAUGCGGAGAGCGCGAGAGCUCGAGGCCAUGACUCAGGGUGGGGAAAAGCGCGAGCAGUGGGAAGCGUUCAUGGGCAAGCACCUUAUUGGUGAGCGGGAUUUUUUUCCGAAGUACCAAGAGGAGUGGGACUACGCCCUGCUAGGUCGUAAGCAUUAG
Molecule: messenger RNA, 2433 nt
Organism: Alternaria triticimaculans
Lineage: Eukaryota; Fungi; Ascomycota; Dothideomycetes; Pleosporales; Pleosporaceae
Exons: 4
Coding region: 1-2433 (810 amino acids)
Biological process (GO): arachidonate metabolic process
Cellular component (GO): membrane
Source: RefSeq, a predicted model, not a curated record